This is a messenger RNA of Fulvia fulva, 342 nucleotides long. RefSeq lists its product as uncharacterized. The transcript has a single exon. The record is from RefSeq and is a predicted model, not a curated record. The coding region runs from base 1 to 342 and encodes 113 amino acids. NCBI's taxonomy places the organism in Eukaryota, Fungi, Ascomycota, Dothideomycetes, Mycosphaerellales, Mycosphaerellaceae.
AUGUCCUCCCCCAAUCCCAGCGGUAACUCCGACCCUCGCGACCCUGUAACCAUCGUCACAACCUGCCGCCGCUACAUCCGCUACAUCGUCUACGACCAGUUCCCCUCCUUCCUCGGCACAGUGUCUGAACUACCGGCGAAGACGGUGCAGCGUUGGGCACAGCGGGAUAGAAGCUGGGACGCGAGGCAGGGCGCGAUUGGGAAUCCGGUUAGAGGGUGGAUCGAUCCUGGGUUGGCGGAUGGGAUUGAUGAGAGGAGGGUUGGGUAUGAGGGGUUCUUGGAGAGGAAGAGGAGGGGGGAGGUGAUAGGGGUGGAUGCGAAAGAUAAGGAGUCGAGUGAGUGA